Molecule: messenger RNA, 1406 nt
Organism: Leguminivora glycinivorella
Lineage: Eukaryota; Metazoa; Arthropoda; Insecta; Lepidoptera; Tortricidae
Product: carbohydrate sulfotransferase 4-like
Exons: 4
Coding region: 139-1389 (416 amino acids)
Biological process (GO): N-acetylglucosamine metabolic process; sulfur compound metabolic process
Molecular function (GO): N-acetylglucosamine 6-O-sulfotransferase activity
Source: RefSeq, a predicted model, not a curated record
UGCCACAAUGAAACAUACGAUAUUUUCUAAAAUUACCCUAAAAACCCAGCCGUGGCAAAUUGAGCCGAACCGCCGUGAAAUAUUCCUAACCUAGUUAUUCCAUAAUUACUUACAUUGAACAGAGUUUACACGUGCACAAUGGUGUUGAGAUUUAACUUUUAUUGGAUAUGUUUCGCAUUCAGCAUAAGCGUACUAUUCAUUCUAGCAGUAACUCGAUAUACAGAUAACACAAAUAACCAAUCAAAUCCAGAGAGGCCUAACAAAUUGAAAAACAUGGUGGCAAUGGAAGACGAAGAGCAAUGGAACAUCCCAAACGACGGCUUGCCUAAUAUUGAUGAGAUACUGGAGGAAACUAGAGCGAACAUUGCACUAGAGUUAUCAAAUUAUAACUUCACAAACUCAACGGCAGAAAAUCUCCAGCAACUGCUGAUUGAAUCUGGGGGCCAGCCUCUUCGUAGCCUCGUUAUAUCAACAUGGAGAUCUGGCUCGACAUUCUUAGGUGAUAUUUUAAAUGCGAUGAAUGGAAAUUUCUACCACUUCGAGCCAUUUAUGAAUAUCAAAGCCUAUCAGAUCAGAGGCCCACCAGAAGCAGAACUAGCAAUAUCAACAGUGAAGGCAUUGUUCAAGUGUGAUUUCGAUACCUUUUUACAUGGAUAUUUAGAACGGUACCUUCGUAAACAGGUGACACCGUGGUACCAGUUCAAACACAAUGACAGAUUAUGGAGGCACGUUAAAUACGAUAGAGACCUGUUCUUUGAUCCUUCGUUCUUUUCUAGCUUUUGUAAGUUGUUCCCAUUCCAAAGUAUGAAACUGGUGCGGCUCCGGCUUCGAUUGGUGCAGGACGUUCUGGACGACCACGACCUUAAUGUAAAAGUGGUACUGUUGGUUCGCGACCCGCGAGCAGUCAUCCAGUCCCGGCAAGGGACAGGAGUGGAGUUCUGUAAAAACACUAGCCCAGACUGCUCUCAGCCUGAACUGCUGUGUGCCGACAUGAUAAGCGACUAUAUAGCUGCGAAAAAACUACAGCAACAAUAUCCAAAUAGGCUUAUGGUACUACGUAUGGAAGACUUGUCUUUAGAACCCAAAAGGACGACGCUCCGACUGUUCAAGUUCUUAGGGCUCGCUCUGACGCCUGAGGUUGAACAGUUUCUGGAGACCCACACGACACUCCAGGCGGGGGGAGCAUACGCCACCUUCAGAGUGUCCCGUGAUGUCCCGUUUAAGUGGAAGAAUAUUUUACAUUAUGACUAUGUUGAGGAGAUUCAGACAGCAUGCAAGCAGGCGAUGGAUCUAUGGGGAUACCGCCUGGCGGACAACGCUACACACAUGGCAAGCAAGGAGUUUUAUCCACUAGACACGUUCAACCACUCUACAAUUUUACGGAGCUAAUGAAAAUAAAAACCCCU